This is a messenger RNA of Austrofundulus limnaeus, 1934 nucleotides long. Its product is annotated as acidic mammalian chitinase. NCBI's taxonomy places the organism in Eukaryota, Metazoa, Chordata, Actinopteri, Cyprinodontiformes, Rivulidae. Gene Ontology annotation, biological process: carbohydrate metabolic process. Gene Ontology annotation, molecular function: hydrolase activity, hydrolyzing O-glycosyl compounds; chitin binding. The record is from RefSeq and is a predicted model, not a curated record. Gene Ontology annotation, cellular component: extracellular region.
AAAACUCUGGACACUAGACUUUAAAAGAGGAUGUUCAGGAACAAAAAAUAGCAGUCAUGAACAAACUCAUUUCAACAGCAGGUCUCUGUCUGCUUCUAAGCAGCUGGGUGUCUUCUUAUAGACUCGUGUGUUAUUACACCAACUGGUCCCAGUACAGACCGGGCCAUGGGAAGUUUAUUCCUUCAAACAUUGAUCCGAACCUCUGUACCCACCUAAUCUAUGCCUUUGCUGCUAUUAAUGAGGCAAAUGAGCUGGUUACUGUGGAAUUUAACGAUGAAGAACUUUAUAAAUCCUUCAAUGGACUCAAACUCAGAAACUCCGGUCUUAAAACRUUGCUGGCAGUCGGAGGCUGGAACUUUGGAACACAAAGAUUYACAACAAUGACAUCCACAAAAGCCAACAGAAGUAAAUUUAUUCAAUCUUCAAUAAAGUUCCUAAGAAAACAUGGCUUUGAUGGACUAGACUUGGACUGGGAGUACCCUGCAGGAAGAGGAAGCCCUCAGGAGGACAAGCAGAGAUUCACAGCACUGUGCAAGGAGCUCUUUCAGGCCUUCGAAGCAGAAGAAAGACCACCGGAACGGCCCAGGUUAUUGAUCACUGCUGCAGUCGCUGCUGGGAAAGAAACUAUUGAUGCUGGAUAUGAAAUUGCAGAGAUUGCCAAGUAUUUGGAUUUUAUUAAUGUGAUGACGUAUGAUUUCCACGGCUCCUACGAGAAAUUUACAGGACAUAACAGCCCUUUGUACCCACGAUCUCAUGAAAGYGGGGCUAAUGCUAACCUUAAUACUGAUUUUGCUAUGAGGUACUGGAGAGACAAUGGAGCACCAGUUMAKAAGCUGAAYAUGGGUUUUGCAACAUACGGACGAACGUUUCAACUCUCCACACAGACCAGUGAUGUUGGAGCACCAGCCAGUGGCCCCGCUGCUGCUGGGACUUUUACAAGGGAGGCCGGUUUCUGGUCCUAUUAUGAGAUUUGCCUUUUUCUUCGAGGAGCCAGAGUACAGAUGCUUGACGAUCAGAAGGUUCCGUAUGCCGUAAAACAAAAUGUGUGGGUCGGAUAUGACAACAAAGAAAGUUUUACCACUAAGGUCAGGUACGUWAAAGACAACAGAUUUGGAGGAGCUUUUGUCUGGGCCCUGGACCUUGAUGACUUUAAUGGACAGUUCUGUGGAGAUGGGGACUACACCCUCAUCAGCCACCUUCGCUCACUCCUGAUUUCAGAUUCUUCUUCUCUUCCCACAACUCAACCCACUCGAAACCAAGCGACUCCAUCUCCACGCACCAAAUCCCCUCCCAGACCAGUGCCCACUUCUUCAUCUGACAGUUUUUGUGCCACAAAGCCUGGUGGGCUUUAUCCCAAACCUGRUGAUCCAGGUUCGUUUUACAGCUGCGCUAACGGCAUCACCUGGGUCCAACACUGCCCAAGUAGUUUGGUGUUUCGAGACAGCUGCAAAUGCUGCGACUGGAAUACUGGAACUGCAAAUAUUUGAUUCAUGUCAAGUAGUGAUUGUUGCAUUCAUUGCUGUAAAAUGAAGUUUAGACUUUUAUUAACAGCUGUUCUCAAAGUUUGUUUGGUCUAGAAUUUUCUUAAGACCAAUUACUCAAUGAGUUCUAGUGUUUUAAUAUGUUGAUGUUCAUGUUUUUCUUUUGCGUGCUCCCCUCGUCAAGGGAUGCCACAAUUAUUUGUGCAAACUUGCACAAAUAAUUUGGUAGUUAUUUCACACGAGGAUGCCUUUCCUGACACAACCUGUGCUCAAACUUAGCAAAUAUUGCCUGUUUGUUUUGUGGUCACGUUUUGUCAAAAUGAACAUCUGAUCUGACCUCAUUCUAUUCAUGCAAAAUAUGCGUAAAAUGUUACCUAAAUGCUUUUAGGGUUGCAAACAUGUUCAUUUUCUUUAAAACUGAAAAUUAUUCUAAUAAAUAAAUAAAUAAAUACA